This is a messenger RNA of Frieseomelitta varia, 2008 nucleotides long. It is a transcript of the gene Dgkepsilon, whose product is annotated as diacylglycerol kinase epsilon. The coding region runs from base 292 to 1884 and encodes 530 amino acids. Gene Ontology annotation, molecular function: ATP-dependent diacylglycerol kinase activity. The transcript has 11 exons. The record is from RefSeq and is a predicted model, not a curated record. NCBI's taxonomy places the organism in Eukaryota, Metazoa, Arthropoda, Insecta, Hymenoptera, Apidae.
AUGUUGGUAAUACAAAUUGUUAUACAAAUAUCUAAUUCAUAUAGAGUGAAGUGCAAUGCGGUAGAUGACGAAUGAGAUUCAAAUGACUUGAUGAUAAAAAAAAGUUAAAGAAGCACUUUUCCCUCGAUGCCAAAUCGAAACGAAAAGAAAGGUGUCAAAUUAUUUUGGAUGAUAUGAAGGAAGCUUUUCUGGUAUAAAAAAUUGAAAUACAAAAGAAUACUUAUAAUCUGCUAGCAGUAACCAUUUUAUGUAUUGUGAUGACUUUGGAAGAAACAAAAUUUAUUUAAUAACAUGUUAGAGGACGGAUGUAGCACCAUUGUUCUAUGUGCAUUGUUUUCUAUAUUUUUUAUACUUAUAUUACAUCUCUUCCGAUAUCUUGUAAAAGAGCCACAUAUUCAUAUUAGAGAUGUUACCAAAGAGCAUAAUUGGAAAGCUAUUAAAAGAGAAACAAAGGCAUAUUACUGUAGCAUUUGUGAAAGCUUAUUAUUGAAUAUUAGUGGUUUAAUCUGUGAUUCAUGUGGUGUUUGCGCGGAUCCUACAUGUGUCAAGAUUGCAGAUAAACAAUUAAAAUGCAAACUUAUUACUGUAAACACAAAUGAGCCAAUGAAACAUCAUUGGAUAAAGGGUAAUUUACCUCUAAAUGUUAUGUGUGACAUAUGUAAUGAAGAAUGUGAUGUGGAACCUGGACAAACAGAUUGGUGGUGUUGUUGGUGUCAAAGAUGUGUCCAUGAUAACUGCAAAUCUAAGCUUUCUAAAAUAUGUGAUUUUGGUAAAUUUAGAUUAAUGAUAAUUCCACCAAGUAGUUUAGAGGUAAUAAAUUUACGAAGUACUGUAAGACGUAGACUAUAUCUUUGUUCAAUUAUACCUCCAAGUUGGCCUCAGUGGAAUCCUCUUAUAGUUGUUGCAAAUAAAAAAUCUGGCAAUAAUGAUGGAGCAGAAAUCUUAUCUUUGUUUAGAAGGUUAUUAAAUCCUGCACAAGUUGUUGAUUUAUCAGAACGUGAUCCAGUUGCUGUUUUAGAAUGGUGUCGUUUACUUGGGAAAGUAACAUGUACAGUGCUUGUUGCAGGUGGAGAUGGAACAAUAGCUUGGUUAUUGAAUGCCAUUCAUAAACUUGGAUUGGAGGCAGUUCCAUCUGUAGCAAUAAUCCCAUUGGGAACGGGAAAUGAUUUAUCAAGAGUACUAGGGUGGGGAAAAGAGCAUGAUCCAAAUAAGGAUCCUAGAGAUAUUUUACAAGAGAUACAACUAGCACAAAAAAUCGAACUUGAUAGAUGGACUGUGACAGUUAAACCAUAUGGUGGAUUAGGACUUAGAAGUUCACAACAAGUAUUUUACAUGUAUAACUAUUUAAGUGUGGGAGUAGAUGCACAAGUAACACUAAAUUUUCAUCGUACAAGAGAAAGUCGGUUUUAUUUUUAUAGCAGUAGAUUAUUCAAUAAGCUACUAUAUUUAUGCUUUGGAAUGCAACAAGUAGUUGAACGAGACUGUAAAAAUCUUAAUAAAAAUAUAGAAUUAUAUUUGGAUGAUGAAAAAGUGGAUUUACCAUCCAUCGAAAGUAUCGUAAUAUUAAACAUCCCAUCAUGGGCUGCUGGAGUUGAUUUGUGGAAUAUGGGAUUAGAAGGCUAUGAAAAAUAUGGAAAACAAAGCAUCAAUGAUGGUAAAUUAGAAGUAGUAGCACUUUAUUCUUCAUUUCAUAUGGCUCAACUUCAAGUAGGAUUAUCUCAACCUUAUCGACUUGGACAAGCUAGCAGUAUAAAGGUAAAAAUAAUAAAGUCUUGCGCUAUGCAAAUUGAUGGUGAACCAUGGUACCAACAUCCUUGUGAAUUCAAUAUUAAAUAUUGUAAUAAAGCAACCAUGCUUGUAAACACAGAUAAGAAAACUAUCUAAUUCUUUCUUUUCGAAAUAUAAGAGGUUUCAGUUACCCGUACAUUCCAAAGUUUGGCUUUAAAUGGAAAAAAAUUUGCUAUAUUUUAUGAAUAAAAAAAUAUAAACAAAUAUGAUAAAGGUAAAG